ACUGUAACCACGGCCGGAGGGGAGGAGGUUUCCGCUGUUUUUCUGUGCCAUGGGGAGAGGAGAGCACUGGCAGCAGAAUCAUGUCUGCCUCCGACUCGAGUGCUACAGGACUGAUCAACAAGGGUUCAGCCGAUUCCUACGCUAGUCGACCCUCUGAUUCCGACCUGUCCCUGGAGGAAGACCAGGAGGCGUCUCGGCGUGAAGCCGAGCGCCAGGCUCAGCUUCAGCUGGAAAGAGCCAAGUCCAAGCCGGUAGCAUUUGCAGUGAAAACCAAUGUGAGUUACUGUGGGGCCCUUGAUGAAGAUUGUCCAGUCCAAGGUGCUGCUAUCAACUUUGAAACCAAAGACUUUCUGCACAUAAAAGAGAAAUAUAACAAUGACUGGUGGAUUGGUCGGCUAGUGAAAGAAGGGGCAGACAUUACAUUCAUCCCGAGCCCAGUGAAGCUGGAGGCCAUGAGGAUAAAACAAGAACAAAAAGCAGCUGCCAGGAAAGGAGGGAACGCAUCAUCGGGAGGCUGGAGGUCCACCCCUCCAUCUGCAGCCAAACAGAAGCAGAAACAGACAGAACAUGUUCCUCCCUAUGACGUGGUUCCCUCCAUGAGGCCCGUGGUGCUGGUGGGCCCUUCACUGAAAGGCUAUGAAGUGACUGACAUGAUGCAGAAAGCCUUGUUUGACUUCCUAAAGCACAGAUUUGUCGACAGGAUCACUAUUACACGGGUGACUGCUGAUCUGUCCCUGGCAAAGCGCUCGGUGCUGAACAAGAAGGCCAUAAUGGAGAGAUCCAACACUCGCUCUAGUCUGGCUGAAGUCCAGAGUGAGAUAGAGAGGAUCUUUGAGUUGGCAAAGUCUCUUCAGCUGGUCGUCCUGGAUGCAGAUACCAUCAACCAUCCAGCCCAGCUCCUCAAAACAUCUCUGGCUCCCAUCAUCGUCUAUGUUAAAGUUUCAUCACCCAAAGUUCUUCAGAGGCUGAUAAAGUCUCGAGGGAAGUCCCAAAGCAAGCACCUCAAUGUCCAGAUGAUGGCCGGGGACAAACUGGCUCAGUGUCCUCCUGAGAUGUUUGACGUAAUCCUGGAUGAGAAUCAGCUGGAAGAAGCCUGCGACCACCUCGCGGAGUACCUGGAAAUUUACUGGCGAGCUACACAUCUCCCUUGUUCUGCCCCAGUUAAUCCCUUACAGGACCAAAAUAUGGUCACACCACCUUCAGCCAACUCCAGCCAGCAGUUUUCAGAGACUCAAGAGUUGAUAGAAUGAUUCCAGCCUCAGAUGCAGGAGCAGCCUGUGCUGUCGGCUGGGGUCAGAACAGUCAGGACACGGAGAACAGGGACCACCAGGGGGCAGCAGCGUUCCUCCUCUCAUCAAAGCCAGCCAUCACCUUCUCCACAUGUGGAGCAGAGAGAAGAGCUGGGUCCAUGCAAAGGGUGAAGGAGCAGAAGUGUGGUGAGCUGGGAUAGGAGGAGAAAUUUUCCACAUAGGGAGGAAGAUGCACCCACCUGCAGCCUCACUGCUGCCCCAGGGGCCAGACAUCCCUGCUCCCGACGUCAUCUGAUAACUCAGGGCCGCUGUCUGCCGCUGCACAAGCACCGGUUUACAGAAACCGGAGAAACAGCGCAGUCACUCUUCACCUCCUUACCACCAAACCUCCCAUGUCAUACUUUCUCCAAUCCAGACGGGUAGAAAGAAAAAAAAAAAAAGAUUCCUAAUAUCCAUGAAAGAUGAGCCAGCCCAUGAGUGUCUGUAGCUGUCUGAAGCACACAAAGGCUGAUUCAUUUCUCACAGGAGAUGCAUCACACAUCUAAGGGGCUGAGGUAUGUUAGUCCACGAUACCACUGGCACAGAAAAGCUGUUAGCACAUCACCAGGUUUCCAGUGCAGGGCUCUUAAGGUUUAAUAUCUGAUUCACCUUGCUUCCUUGCGGGUGCAAGAAGUGACAGAAAAUCUAUUAUGUAUGUCUUCCAUGUUUGUAGCUUUAAGUGAGCUGCCAUUUUAAAUGUUUAACUGAAAUGCUUUCUUAAAAGUACGUUGGCUCCUGUCAGAGUCAUUGCAGUAUCACUUUUGCAUGGAGACACAUGGGAAAAAUAACGAUUUUGUCCUCCUUUAUCCUCUUACUUUCCACUCCUGAUUUAUCCAGUAUUCUUCUUUCUGUCUGCUCUUGUACUAAAAUAGUUUAUACAACUAUCUGUUGCUCAUAUAUUGGCUCUCAGUGUACCAAAUGCAUAUCUCUACAUGUAGCUUUUAUGAAAAUAACAUAUAACAAACACUGAUAGCACACAUUUUCUACGUCUUUGCCACUGCUGGCGAAUGUGAGUUAAAUCUGGCGUGUUGGUCGAGGAAAGAUAAAAUGUGCAGACAGUUGAAGUCAAGCCCUAUGAUUGCAAUUUUUUUUCUUAAACUAAUAAAACCAGAUGGAAAUUGGUCAAAUUUAGUUUUAAGUCUAAAAUAAAUGUAUCCACUGAUCUUAGUCACAUAUUAAAUGGUCUUACGAUGCGUGGGAAGCUGUAGCCAGUCGUGGUUCUGGACUGGCUACAGUCCAGAACCACGGACUGGACUGUCCGUGGUUCUGGACUACUCAAUCUCCCAGAGAUUGAGUAGCUCAAUCUCUGGGAGAUUGAGCUACUCUGGCUCAAUCUCCCAGAGUAGCGUCUGUCAUUUCUGAUUUCCACUAGCUGAAGCCCAACAUGUUACCAACACAUUUAUUCAUAUUUAUUAAGGAUUUUAUGUAAUUUUAUUCACAGAAUUAUAUUGUUAAGUUAUUGAUUAAGUUUGUGAAUAUCUUAUAUUUUGGCAUGAAUUAAACCUAUGACACAAGUCCAAAAGAGAGAUACACAGAAUCAAAUUCUUGCAAAUUUAACCACUACUCAUGAAAAUGUAAUUUGUUGCUGAAUGCAUUAAUUAAAUAGGAAUAAAAUCAAAUCUGAAUGUGACAAGACAUUUAUAGGAUUUAGGACUGAACAGUGAAGAUCUGCAAAUAAAACAGUCGUCCGUGACGAUUAGAAAGUCGAUAUUUUCAGGCAGGAUGUUUUUGUCCCUGAUACCAAUCUGAGUCUUUGAGGAAGAACCUCUAGCCGAUACCUACUGAGCUCCAAACUUUGUUCAUGUCUUCAUUUUUUUAGUUGACAGCAACAGACAAUUUGUCCCAACUUGUGUGUUUUUAGUUCAGCUUUGCACUUUUGAAGACUUAAAACACACAGCCACAGUCUUCAUCGAACUCAUUCUGCUGCUGCUGAUGAUAUUUUUAUGCACACCAAUUGCAUUGAAGACCAUUGCUGUCGUCCUCACUGCUUGUUUCAGCCUCUGAGCCACAUCACUAAGCAUUUUGGCUCAUGGGUCAUCAAAGUCGUUCUAUGGCUCAGACAUAUGAAGCAAAACUGCUUACAACACAGACAAGAAAUCCAAGGCAUUGCGAUCUCCUUUUCAAAAUUAAUGUAAGACAAAGUUUAAGGGGCAUUAAACUCCCCUUAAACUCCCCUACAUUGUUUGUUUUUACUUAAACUCUGUUCCUCCUCUUAAAUAUUGUGAGAACAUUUAACUACGGCUUCGGACAUUUAAAAAAAAUCUCCAAGAUUUUAUCGUACCUUAAUCUUCAAUCAUUUUUAAAUUAAACUCUAAAAGAAAUAACACUUUAAUACUCACCCACUGGGCACUUGUAUGUUAACAAAAAAUAAAUAAUCUUGAAAUAUCAUUAAUUAUCCUGUUAUUCAAGCGAGUCCAAUAACUGUGACUGAAAAACAGCAAACUCUAAACUCACCCAAUGACUGCUUACUUUUGUACACGUGAGAUUUUAAAGUUCCUGAAGGGAUACUUUUGUUCAUUUUUGACAUGUUUAUGUAAAAUAAGCAUGGCAGAUCUUAAACAGGUGACUACUGAGGAUGUUUAGCUGUAUUGCAAGCCAUGCAGUGGUACAGUCUGCCUCCAAUUUGCCUCAUUUGUUUGUUUGCCACCUUACGGUUCUUAACUUCCAUCUCAAUACAACUGCUUCGAAAUAAUUAGGAAACAAUGUCCAUCUAAACUCAUGUAAAUAACCUAUUGUAUGUGCAUGGCAUAUUGUGCUCCUGUUGCAUCAGAAGGGCUGCAAGGAUCAUCCUCACAUGAGCAAAUCAACAUAACCUACAUAACCACUUACAUAUGCAUUAAAAAAGAUAAGCUGUAAAUACUGUAAAUGAUUAGUAUUAAAUUCCAUGCAAACGUUGCUAACUCUGACCAACAAAAAGUAUUUUGUUCUUUGUUUUGUGUUGUUUUGUUUUGUUUUUCACAGUACACGGCUCAGUAAGCAUGUGUUUAUUUGUGAUAUCCUCUGUUUUUAAGAUGAUGCACUUUUUAUCCAGGACCAGAGGCGUCUUCCACUGGGACUGGCAAACACUUCUAAUAGAUCAGGUUGGAAAUUAAUACCUUCCACCUGACAAAACACCAAGAGCACAGGACCUUCUUAGGAUAAAACCUUAGAUUAACAAGAUCCUUGUUUUUUUUUUUUUUUAGUUGUAUUGCAAAACAAUUCUAUUGUAACUAAACUAAUUUUUUUUCCCAUAUCCAAAGCACAAUGUUUGUACUAUUAUUUAUUUCACUUACCUUAAUUCUGGAUGCAAUAUAAAGUUUGGUAUUGAUCAGAUACAAGCUGAGACUAUCAAGAUAUCUCCUCGGUUGGGGUGGGGUAUAAUUGCACUACUAUUGUUUAUAUGGAUGCUUUCUUUUUCUCUCCUUUUUUUUUUUUUUUGAUGCAAUAAAUGCACUCAAUGUCUGCCGUAUGUACCUCCAGCUGUGAUCCCAACAACGCUGCUGGAUUCAGACAACAGGACUAAAGCCGUCCGACAUCGUCUGACGAUGAAAUGUGCUUGGUGUGUAUCUGUAAACGCCACACGAGAACGAGGGGGCAAAUAAAAAUGUUGCA
Molecule: messenger RNA, 4880 nt
Organism: Gambusia affinis (western mosquitofish)
Lineage: Eukaryota; Metazoa; Chordata; Actinopteri; Cyprinodontiformes; Poeciliidae
Gene: cacnb3b
Product: calcium channel, voltage-dependent, beta 3b
Exons: 14
Coding region: 81-1250 (389 amino acids)
Biological process (GO): calcium ion transmembrane transport; neuromuscular junction development; regulation of voltage-gated calcium channel activity
Cellular component (GO): voltage-gated calcium channel complex
Molecular function (GO): high voltage-gated calcium channel activity; protein binding
Source: RefSeq, a predicted model, not a curated record